AUGAAUAAUAUCGAGCAAACAGAUAAAUUAAUCAAUGGAAAAAAUGUAUUGAAAUUUAUUAAUUUUAAAUACUCUCACCAAUUCAUAGUUUUAGUUUAUAAUCAUUUGAAAGAUAAAGAAAAUGAACAACACACAAAUAUCACAUUAAUUGGAAAUAUUAAUCGAAAUAAUAAUGAGAUUGUAAUACCAGAUACUGUCGAUACUCAAUAUCAAUUAAUAAUAAUAGAUUCUGACGCAGUAAAUUUACAUUUUAAAUCCAUAUGUGUCAAGCUAUUAAACAAAUCACAAUCAUACACAAUCAAUUUUGAAAACAAUAUACUCAAAAACAACCUUAACUAUUUCGAACAAUCUCAUAUGAUUAAUAACAAACGAUAUCAUUCAAUAUCAAGAUUUACAAACAGUAAUGCUAUCAAUGAUGUAUAUUUAGUGUGUGGUACUGAUAAUCAUAGAUUGAUAAAUUAUAAAGAUAAUCAAAAAUCUUAUGAAAGAGCUGAGAAUGAAAUCAAAGCAAUGAAAUUACUCAAAGGUAAUCCAAGAUUUGUUCAACUUGUUGACUAUCAUCAUGAUAAAGACAAUCAAAUCUUUCAUAUCUUCACUAAAUAUUGUGGUGGUGGUGAUCUUUCCCAAAAAAUCUUUUCAGAAUCAUAUAUCAGUAAUUAUAUUUCACAACUUUUCAAUAUUCUUUUGGAUCUUGAUAAACAUGGAAUUGUUCAUUGUGACAUUAAACCAUCAAAUAUAUUCAUUGAUGAAUCUGAUGAUUAUGGUACUUUGAUUCUUGGUGAUUUUGGAUGUUGUAAAUUCAUUGAUCAAUCAACAAUCAUUGAAUAUCAAGAUACAAAAGAACAUACUUUUGAAACAAAUGAUUUUAAUUUAAAAACUAUCGAUCAUGAAAUAUCGGAGCCAACCAUUUCAAAUAUAAAUGCAACACGUGGAACAAUUGGUUAUAUUUCACCAGAAGCAAUGAACAGACAAUAUGCACAAUCAUGUGACAUCUUUUCAAUUGGAUCAACAAUUCUCAAAUUAUUAUGUUGUCAUCAAGAUGAUCGAAAUAAUCAUCAAUUAUACCAAACUAAACGUGAAAUUAAGAUUUCAGAAUUCAGAUAUUCAAAACAAUUGAUUGAAUUUAUACACCGAUUGUUGGAUCAGAGUCCAAAGAAUAGAGAAUCAUUGAAUCAAUUAUUAAACCAAUAUAUUGAAACCAUCACCAAUAAUCAGAUAAUUACAUUCAAUUUAAAUACUCCAUUUCAUAAUACCUCCGUCAAUGUCACUGAGAUCAAUUUUGGAAAUGAAUUCAAUCAAAUAUUAUCAAUCGGUGUGUUACCUGAAUCACUUGAAUCAUUGGUGUUUGGAUAUGAAUUCAAUCAAAUAUUAUCAGUUGGUGUGUUACCUGAAUCACUGAAAUCAUUGAAGUUUGGAGAUGAAUUCAAUCAAAUAUUAUCAGUCGGUGUAUUACCUGAAUCACUGAAAUCAUUGGUAUUUGGAAAUAGAUUCAAUCAAAUAUUAUCAGUUGGUGUGUUACCUGACUCACUUGAAUCAUUGGUAUUUGGAGAUGAAUUCAAUCAAAUAUUAUCAGUUGUUGGUGUGUUACCUGAAUCACUGGAAUCAUUGGUGUUUGGUAGUAAAUUCAAUCAAAAGCUAUCAGUCGGUGUUUUACCUAAAUCACUUGAAUCAUUGGAGUUUGGAGAUGAAUUCAAUCAAAUAUUAUCAGUCGGUGUGUUACCUGAAUCACUGAAAUCGUUGGUGUUUGGAAAUAGAUUCAAUCAAAUAUUAUCAGUCGAUGUCUUUCCUGAAUCACUGAAAUCAUUAUCAAUGACGAACUACAUCGAUAGAAAAGAUCUACCACAACAUAUUGAAAACCUAUUUAUUGGAGGACAAAGAAUAGAUAUCGACUCAUUCUAA
Messenger RNA from Heterostelium album PN500, 1899 nucleotides. RefSeq lists its product as uncharacterized. Gene Ontology annotation, molecular function: protein kinase activity; ATP binding. The coding region runs from base 1 to 1899 and encodes 632 amino acids. Lineage: Eukaryota; Evosea; Eumycetozoa; Acytosteliales; Acytosteliaceae. Gene Ontology annotation, biological process: protein phosphorylation. The record is from RefSeq and is a predicted model, not a curated record. The transcript has 6 exons.